AGCCGUUUUGCAGCUUCUCGAGGUCGCUGCGGCAGGGCCCUCUGCAGCGAUGGUCUGGCGAGCCGCCCGCCUCCUCCGCGCCGCGCUCCCCGUCGGCCGCUCCCUCGCCGCCGCGCGGCCGGAACCGCGCCCGACGGGGCUGGCCCCGUGGCGGCUUCUGCAGGAUGCGCCGUGCCGCUCCUUCAGCUCCUCGGAGCCGUCGCCGCUGGAGGCCAGGCGAAAGAAGAUGCUGUGGAGGGCGAAGAGCCGCGGCUGGCUCGAGAUCGACGUCCUGAUGGGCACCUUUGCCGCCAAGCGCCUGCCCGGAUUUGACGAGCAGAAGCUGGACCUGUUCGAGGAGGUGCUCGAGCUGGAGAACCCCGACCUCUUCAAGUGGUUCACGGGCCAGACUCCCGUUCCCAGCGAGCUGCUGGACAGCAACCCCGUCAUGGCCGAGAUGAUGGAGUUCGUUAAGCAGGACCACAAGACAGGGCUCAACGACCGGGGCAUGUGAGCGCCGCCCGCCGGGCGACCUCCCCCCCUCCCCGAUGGUCCCCUGGGCCGCGGCGCCUCCUCUCGUUCGGAAGCUCCCAUGAGCUGCCGCCGAACUCUCGCCGCACCAGUGCCCGACAGGGCCCGGCCCCCCCCGCUCCCUUUUGAUUUUCUCGCCGCCGGCCGCGGCGGCGGCGCGCGUCCGGGCCGCCAAGAGAGAGGACCGCAGCUGCCCCGCCGCCUCCCCGCGGGCUGCCGCCCCGUCGGCGUCGGCGUCGUCCCCAGAGGCUCGUCGCCGUCGGUUGCGCGAGCUGUAGAGGGGCGGAGGUCAAUGCAAGCGUUACGUCGGGCCUGCUCCUCUACAGGAGGAACAUCCA
Molecule: messenger RNA, 848 nt
Organism: Prorocentrum cordatum
Lineage: Eukaryota; Dinophyceae; Prorocentrales; Prorocentraceae
Source: the annotation of a GenBank genome assembly